Messenger RNA from Marmota monax (woodchuck), 1540 nucleotides. RefSeq names its product transmembrane protein 221 (gene Tmem221). Lineage: Eukaryota; Metazoa; Chordata; Mammalia; Rodentia; Sciuridae. The transcript is spliced from 3 exons. The coding region runs from base 250 to 1125 and encodes 291 amino acids. The record is from RefSeq and is a predicted model, not a curated record.
GUCCCGCAGAGAGAAGAAAAGGCUUCAUCCCAAGUUUUCGGGGACUUCAGCGUCCCAGCAGCUGUCGAUACCCCGGGUCCUCAGUCUGGCGACCCCUAGACGGCCCCCAAUCCAGCCCCAAAACUUCAGGCACCUCCUGAUGUCGCGUCCCUUGGGGACCCUCCGGGAGCCCGAGGACUGCCCCAGCUCCUCUGCGUUCUAAAGCUUCUUGCUUCCUUGACUGUCUCCCGGCCCCGCAAGACCCCUGCCAUGGCCCGGUCGUACGGCGGCCGGGUGCUGGCCGCGAUGACCCUGCUGGGCAUUCCCGCGGCGGUGCUGGCGGCCCUGGCCGCGCAGCUGCUGUUCCAGCUGCAGGCGGGACGCGCUGAGCUGCGGGGGCCGCGCGCCGACGUGCUGGGCCCGGAGCUGGGCACCGGCCCGAGGCUGCCCGAGGACGCGGCCGGGGCGCUGCUGCCGCUGGCCGCCGCGCUGGCCGCGCUCGCCCUGGUGCUCGGCCUCACCUGCCUGCUCCUCGCGGCGCUCUGUGGCCACCUGGGCGCGGAGCUGGCGCGAGGACCCAGCCCUGGCAGGUCCGACUGGUUUCUCUACGACUGCCGCCACCUCCGGCACGUGGCCCUUGGCCUCUUCUGCUGUGGGGUCUCUGUCUACCUGGCAGCGCUGUCCAUCUAUGCCCUGCUGCUUUUCGAGAUUGAGACAGGCGCCGCGGCUGCCUCCAUCCUGGGCUCCGGUGCCCUGGUUCUGGUGGCCAUUCUGACCCACACCCUGCUCCGGGCUGCCCGGGCCACCCACCGUGGUCUCCAUGAACUGUCCCCACCUUCCUUUGAAGAUAAUUCUGCACGCCCUGCCGAAGCCUCCAAGGACAGCCCCAGGGCUCAGCCCCAGCAUGGUAUCCACCGUCGGACCCCAUAUUCAUUCUGCCUGGAGCUUGGGGACCCCCUUAGGACCAUGGCCACUGCCACAGCACCCAAAUCCCUGGGGGGAGGCCGGGAGAGCAGCCUGCCUACACCCCGCGUGCACCGGACACUGUCGACUGGCAUGGGGCCCUGGGAGGGGGUCACUCAAGAGAUGCGGAGCAUGCUGGGCCACAGACCAAGGGCCACAGGAAAGGACUCAACGCUGGUGUGAACCUGAGAAUCAGGAAUAGAUAACUGGUGUAAGGUAGCAAGAAGCAGCUAUCAUAGAGAUAGGUCCAGGCUCAGCUGCAGUAGCAGUAAGACUUGAUUUCUCUUACAGUUUACAUCAUCCCUGGUUAUGGUCUUUAAGAUUGCCUCAUGGUACAAAAUAGCUACCAGGGCUCCAGCCUUUAUCUCCCCACAAGGAGGGAAAGUCAAAGUCCAAGGCUGGCUCAGAGUCUCCUGAAAGUCUGCCUAUGAGGCUUUGGGGCCCUUCUGCUUACCUCUCACUAGCCAGAACAGAGUCCCAAGACCAGAUCUCCAUGCAGGGAGGCUGGGAAAUCUGGUUGCCCAGAAUGAAUGAAGUUCUGUUCCAGGUAGGAGGGGAGGCUGGGGCUUAGGCAGUGAUUCUCUAAGUGUCUCCAUCC